UGUUUUUCCGUUAAAAACAAAAAUCACCCAAAAAAAUAAAAAAGUUUGUUGAAGAAGAGUAAGAAAUAGAGGUUUGGAUUUAUUGUCGGCUCGAAGAAAUGAAAAAUCCAUGAACAAGUGAAGAACAAAACAGAAGCUGAAUUCAAAUUCAAUUAUCUGUGACUAAUUAUAUUGCAAAAGAAGAAAAGCUUUUGCAGAUGUAUACAGACAACGGCAUGGAAACAGAUUCAGCUGCGACAAAAGAAAAUAAUGUGCUACAACAGCUCCUUAGGAAGCCGAGGUAUUUUAAUCCUGCAAUUGAUAGCUGGGUGACAUGCUCCUGGUGUGGUCAAGAAGGUCACAGGGCAGGGCAGUGUACAAUGCAGAAGCGGAGGAAACCAUGCCUACGCUGUGGCAGUUCUUGGCAUAGGCGUUGUAGACAGAGAAGAAAGGCCAAAAGAAACCGAGAAAUUGAAUCACAUCCUGAUUCCUGUUUAAGAUGUGGCGGUCCUGGGCAUGAUAUGUUCUCUUGUAGUAGUGACUAUUCGCCUGAUGAUCUCAAGGAAAUACAAUGCUAUAUAUGCAAGAAAUUUGGUCACCUAUGCUGUCAAGAGUUUCCGGAUUUAUGUUCGAGUGAAAUUUCUUGUUAUGAAUGUGGAGAAUCUGGCCAUUUGGGUUCUGGAUGCCCAAGUUUAUCUGACGGAACUAGUGGUUCAAAGCCCCUCUCAGGUGCUACGGUUGUGGAAAGCAAGGCCAUCAAGCAGCUAGAUGCAAUAAUCACGUGAAGGUUGCUUCGUUACCGGUCUUUGUUUUUACUGAAACCCCUUUCUUAUAUGCACACCAAAAAAAUAUUUACGGAUUGAGAAUUGUGGCAUAAAAUAUGGCAAUGAAUCAUCAGAAAUUCCAUUAGUAGAAUAUAGAACAAUGUAAUUGUAAGCCUACAUCAAUCCUGGUGAAAUGAGCUGAUGAUUGUUGUACCUUAGAAAUGAUGCAUCCUUUUCUGAACAAGCAUAUGUUCUUAUUGUACAACUCUUUUUUUUUUCUCUUUUAACUAGUUAUUCAACUUUUAAA
This is a messenger RNA of Mercurialis annua (annual mercury), 1050 nucleotides long. RefSeq lists its product as uncharacterized. The record is from RefSeq and is a predicted model, not a curated record. The transcript has 6 exons. NCBI's taxonomy places the organism in Eukaryota, Viridiplantae, Streptophyta, Magnoliopsida, Malpighiales, Euphorbiaceae. Gene Ontology annotation, molecular function: nucleic acid binding; zinc ion binding. Bases 198 to 764 code for a protein of 188 amino acids.